AUGUACUUUCCAGUGGUCGGUGGGUUCUGCCGACCGUGCCUCCUCCUUCUCCUCUUCUUCUACAUAGUUCGACCGGUCGACCCCCAACUCUACACGACCCGGUCGCUCGUCAGGGCAGGAAGAACAUGGCCCUUCGACGUGCUCGUCGUUCUGCCCGAGAAAGAGUCCGAGAACGACAAAUUCGGCCUCACCAUCGACAAAGCCCGACCGGUCAUAGAGAUCGCGGUGGAAGAUGUGGUUCGGAUGGGGAUUCAGCCUCAGAAUUGGGUCAAGCUCGACUACAAGGACUCCAGGUUCUGGGAAGACCCCACCUUAGCCGAACGACACGCUGCCACCGCCGUGAUCAACGCACAUUGUGCUGGUCGAUUGGAUGCGGUAAUUGGGUUUGCUGAUGAGUAUUCAUUAGCUACAGUAGCCAAGAUCUCAGCCGGCUUCAACAAAGGCAUUCCCAUCAUCACAACCACCGGUCUCAACUCGGCCCUCGGGGCCAAAAAGAGUUUUCCCUUUCUGUCGCGGAUUCAGGGAUCGUACCAGCAGAUGGCCGACUCCAUCUAUCAGCUGAUCGCCUACCACGGUGUAGACGCCAACUCGACCAGUCUCAACUACAAGAACUUUGUGUUCAUGUACCACGACAAGCGACGGGCCGUCAAUCGGAUGAUCAUCGCGAACGGCGAUGCCAAUGAGGAGACGCCCUCCAGUCACUGUUACUUCACGGUGUACGCGAUCAAGAUGUUCUUCAUGGAGAACAGCCCCUACUUCAAGCAGUCCUGGAAGACGCAGGCUUCUCACGUCGCUUUCGAUGAGGGAAUCCCUCAUUCCAAGACAGAUAUAAAGGAAUGGCUCAAAUUGGCCGCUAAUGCGUCAAACGGUAAGAAAUGGCAUACUAAUUCUCUUGCUUAA
Bursaphelenchus okinawaensis is the source of this 900-nucleotide messenger RNA. NCBI's taxonomy places the organism in Eukaryota, Metazoa, Nematoda, Chromadorea, Rhabditida, Aphelenchoididae. The record is from the annotation of a GenBank genome assembly.